Messenger RNA from Aspergillus ibericus CBS 121593, 4055 nucleotides. RefSeq names its product putative stress response protein Nst1. The record is from RefSeq and is a predicted model, not a curated record. Bases 200 to 3772 code for a protein of 1190 amino acids. NCBI's taxonomy places the organism in Eukaryota, Fungi, Ascomycota, Eurotiomycetes, Eurotiales, Aspergillaceae. The transcript is spliced from 4 exons.
CUUCGCCCGUCCGCUGUCCGGUGAGCUUCCUGUGCUUCUCCUACCUGGCUACCUCCUCCGCCGGGCGUCUUGCUGACUUUUUCCUCCGGAACGCUUCCCUAGCAUGGUGUUUGGGUCGGAAGAACCUAGGAGACUGAGAAUCCCGCCCCCUUCAUCCUCCCAGCUCAUCAGUGUCUUAGCCUCAUAAGACACGCCCUCGAUGGCUCCGCCGCAAACGCCUAGGCCGAAUCCCGGUUCCACCAUGUCCGAUCUUGCGUCGACCUCCAUCCCUGCACACACCACAAAUGGCGAGGCCCAUGCGCCCAACGACCGCGCCCAACUUCCCUUAUCAGACUCCAAGCCCAUGUCGGUAAACCGCAAGAAGCAAAAACGCAGACAAAAACAGGCGGCCCGCUUGGCAGCGGAUCGUAAGGUCGGAAAUGGACAUGCCGCCGCGGAGAUCACCUCACCGAACGGUUUAAGCCCUACCACGCCGGAGAGUCCUGGAUCCGACGAUCAUGAUAUCGAGGAGGUCGCUCCCAACGGCGACACGCACUACGAGCAGACACAUGACGCGACGCAUGGACAAACCCAUCCUCCGGAUCGGUCCAACGGGCAACCCGGCCAUCCAGCAUCCACGACUUCGAAAUCCAAGAAGAAAAAAGGCAAAAAGGGUCAGACAGGCUCCCAACCGCUGGGCGAUGAAAGCUCCACCCCGCUGUCCACUCCCUCGGUCUCCAUGUCACACCCUCUGCCCCCGCCGUUACCGCCGCAUCUCGGACCUCAUACGAUUCUGAAAUCUAGCAAGGACCGCAGCAUCUGGAAUACGUCCACGCAAGAAGAGCGCGAGAACAUCAAGACGUUCUGGCUCGAGCUGGGUGAGGAGGAGCGACGACAGCUGGUCAAGGUCGAAAAGGAUGCGGUCUUGAAAAAGAUGAAGGAGCAGCAGAAACACUCGUGCAGCUGUACCGUGUGUGGGAGGAAGCGGACUGCGAUCGAAGAGGAAUUGGAGGUGCUGUAUGAUGCUUACUACGAGGAGCUGGAGCAAUACGCGAACAACAACCAUGGCUCGUUCGAGAAGGGCCCGCCGAUGAUCCCGCCUCCUCGUCUAUACCACCCGCCUCUACGGUCGCCCGGUCAGCAUACACGGACACAAGGUCAAUUUCACCCCUCUCGGGGCCGGAUCCAUGAGGUGCAGGAAGACGAUGAAGACCUGGAAGAAGAAGAAGACUACGAUGAGGAGGAUGAGGAGGAUGAUGAGCCAUACAGCGAUGACGACGAAUAUGAAGAUGAAGAAACCCGAGCCGCCCGUGCGGAUUUCUUCGCCUUUGGAAAUAGUCUAACUGUCAAAGAUGGCAUCCUAACCGUUGCGGACGAUCUGUUAAAGAACGACGGGAAACAUUUCAUUGACAUGAUGGAGCAAUUAGCUGAGCGUCGAAUGCAGCGGGAAGAGGAUACCCAAUACGGGAUUGCUGCAGCCCACCAAUCCCUCCAUAGCGGUCAUAAUCACGGUCCCCUUGAUGAUGAUGAUUAUGAUGAGGAGGAGGAUGAGGACUACGAUAGUCAGGAGGAUGAAGAAUAUGAGGAAGAUGAAAUGGUCAGCUCCGGGAACUGGCCGGGUGGUGAUGCCGUGCAAGCUGACACGUUUCUGCAGGACGCCAUGACGGAAGAGCAACGCAUGGAGGAAGGUCGGCGCAUGUUCCAAAUCUUUGCGGCCCGGAUGUUCGAACAGCGCGUCUUGACAGCCUAUCGGGAAAAGGUCGCCGAGCAACGCCAGCAGAAGCUGAUCGAAGAGCUCAUGGAGGAACAAACGCGGAAUGAACAACGAAAUGCCAAGAAGGCUCGUGAAGCGCAGAAGCGAAAGGACAGGAAGAAGCUUCAGAAGCAGGCCAAAGAGGAAGAGAAGGCGCGGAAGGAGGCGGAGAAGGCGGCCGAGGAGGCUGCAGCCAAAGCCGAGCAAGAGAAGAAGCUGGAAGAGCAGAAGAAGAAACGGGAAGAGCAAAGAAAGAAGCGCGAGGCCGAGCGAAAGGCCCAGGAAGCGGAGCGGGUUCGCAAAGAGGCCGAGAAGCAAAAACGACUGCGUGAAGAGAGAGAGCGACAAGCGGAGCUUGAAAGAAGGCAGCGUGAGCAGAAGGAGCUAGAGAAGAAGCGACGAGAGGAAGCACGGCAAAAAGAGGAACGCGAGCGAGAGCGCAAGGCCAGGGAUGAGCAGAACCGGAGAGAUCGCGAGGCCGCCACCAAGCCUGAGCACGACGGGCAAAAACGAGUAUCGCAUGCAGGGCCGGUUCCUAUCCCCGCCAAUCUGCAUCACCACGCCCAGGGCCUUCUGGCACAUUUCCAGUCGCCGCACUUUCAAGUCGCUACGCCUGUCGUCCCCAAGGCUCCGACUCCUGCCAGACCGCGGCAACCAUCCCAGCAGGGCUCCCACACGUCGUCUCCACGGUCCCAGCCGGCCAGCACGGAGCCAUCGCAGGUCUCAAUUUCUCCGCGAUCGAUGGCGCCUUCCCAGUCGUCUGGCGCAUCGAGCGUCACCUCAAAGCAAGGCCAUGGGCAGCCGCCGUUACUUCACCACCCACAGCCAUCGACACCAUUGUCUCCCCUGGGCGCAUUGAACAGAUCUCAUCCCCCUGGGUUCUCCCCGUCCAAUCCGCCUGGGCUGGGUCUGGUCUCACGUCCACCCAUUGGUCAUGAGUUGCCCUCCUACCCGCCUCAUUCCGGGCCUCUGAUGAACCAGCUGCGAGGGUUCCCGGCGCCAAAUGGUCUCCCUGUGCUUCCAGGCAUGAACGGAACUCGUCCGAUUCCACCCGGAAGGGGCUUCCCGCUCGAUCCAGGACACGGCCUGUCAUUCCACCACCAGCCCAUAGCCAACGUCUUCUCUGCACAGCCAAGUGGACUGUCCCAUGCGCAUUCCAGGCAGCCGUCCAGCUCGUUUGAGCGGUCCCCUCUUGACGCGCAUGCAUUCCCGAUCGCCCGGCCCAGCCCUAUCAAACGUCCGUCAAGCACCCAACAAGACCAGAACAACCGCCCCGGGCGGCGCGAUGUGGAUGACCUGAGUGCGCAUCUGGGUAGCAGUGCUCUUCUGGAUGACACUGAUGUUCCCUUCACCUCCAAUCUCUCCCAGUCUCUCCCUGGCGCGACUGCUCCGGGGUCCUUGCCUGGUCCGGCCCGAGCUAGCUUUGCAGGCACGUCCUUGUUCACAGACCCUCUUGCGAAGCACAGUGGUUUCCCCAUCGGGCAAAGCAUCGGGAGCAACACAUGGGGUGCGCAACUUCCCUUCGGUGCCUCUCCCUUCCCCAGCGCUCCGACAUGGGGAGCCGGACCUGGGAGUGGCUGGUCCACCAACGCAUUCGCCCCAGGAGGUCACCAUCGUGCUCACGCCUCCCGGCCCGUGACGAUACGACUUCUGGUCAUCCAGGCCUGCAAGCAACUCAACACGAUGAGCCCGUCCAAGGGAGCAAGCGGAUACCACGAUGUGAAAGUUGUCCUCCGGCAGGUUGACCAGCUACGGCCGGCCACUGAGUCCCCCAUCUCCCUGAAGGAAAUGCUGGACAUCUGUGACACGGAAGGCAACACCCAAAACGGAGGCGGAUCGUUCUCGAUCAAGAGUGACGAGACGGGUGAAUAUGUCAAGUUCGAGCCCGAUACCAACAGUGCCUCCUCAGGCCACAGAGGUAGCAUUGUUCCCGGUGAAAUCGGCAGCCCCGUCCCCAGCAGCAGUCUGCCAGCGUUUGGCGGGAUCGGCACGUCAACUCCUUCAGUACUACGGCAGUUCUCUUCUCCUACGGGCUUCUAGCCACAGACCUAUCACUUAUGACACUUUCUUCCCCCACGCCUGAGAACGGACGCAUCUCCUCUACUCCAGUACCCAUCCUUUCCCUUCAAUCUUCCCAUCCAUCCCAGCGUCCCAUCAUGCCGUGGGGCCAUUUUACUCGUCUUCUUCCUCGUCUUAUGCUCAUUCUUCAUCCGAAUAUCUGCCUACGCGCUACCGCGACCUGGCCCCUCAUAUCCUAUCCUCCUCUUCUGCGUCUGAUAGGUUCCAUGUUUCCUGGCUCUCUCCAUGUUCGAGUUCCAUUGCC